Acanthoscelides obtectus is the source of this 3092-nucleotide messenger RNA. Lineage: Eukaryota; Metazoa; Arthropoda; Insecta; Coleoptera; Chrysomelidae. The record is from the annotation of a GenBank genome assembly.
GAUACAUCACUCAAAUAUCUAUUAGACUCAAAAAAUAUGUUUGAAGUAGAAUAUUCUACGAUCUCUCCUAAUCACAAUCACUGUGCUGUUACUGUCGUAGGUCGUACCCAGAGUUCACAGAAAAAGAUUGUGGACGCAGAUGACGGCAUCUAGUUUUAUUGGUGGAUCCCACUAAACUUGGCAACAUUGGUGCUGCGCAAGGAGUUCUAAAGAUGGCUGACACUUGUUGGUCUUGAAAUUAGCGAACGUCUCGAUAGGAUUUUCAGUGACAUUCAUUCCGAUUUAUAGUGUUAUUUUCACAGAGGUGUAAGUGGCGUGUUCGAAUUUCCUUUUGAUAUCACCGAACAGAUUUGCGCAGUGAUGUUUUUUGGUGUUAUUGUGAAAAAUGAGUGUUGCUGCCGUGGACAGUCAUUAUUUACAUUCGUCCUAUGGUGUAAAUAUUGGAUUAUUUUAGACCGUAAUGGAUAAUAGCAGCGCAUCGUUCCAAGCAAGCCCCGCCCAGUCUCCGAUCGCGAGUCCGUUGCCAUCCUCCACCACGCCCACCGGUUCUCCGUCCAGAAUGGCCGGGGGCGGUUCGGUACCGCGUCGCCUCUCCUCCGCCGCCGGGAGUCGCCCCUCCUCCCUAUCGCCGCAGCCAAUGGGAGGCUCUGGUGGGCCUGGAGGGGUAGGGGGCGGUGACCCGUCAUCGCAGCCGCCCCCAGUCUCCGCUCACAUCGUGCAGGUGGUCGUCAAUAAGGAUGAGCAGGGGUACGGCAUGAAAGUGUCUGGGGAUAAUCCCGUGUUCGUGAAUAGCGUUAAGGAAGGUGGUCCAGCGGAACGAGCAGGUCUGCAUGCCGGUGAUAAGAUAAUAAAGGUUAAUGGGGUGAACGUGAUGCAAUCGACGCACACCCAGGUUGUUGCCCUUAUUAAAUCGUCUUCCCAAGUGCUGUUAACUGUUCAACAGCGUUCAAGUGCACUUAGAAACGUUGCGUCGCCUAACGUUCACAAUAGACCCGUAACGACUCCAACGUCUUCUUCCAGGAUCACGGGACCACAACCUGUUGAUAACGAAAAACAGUAUCAACUGCAGCUUGAAAAAGAACAAUACUACAGGCUUAUGAUAGAAAAGGAACAGAAUUACAUAGAUUUAUUGCGCAGCCAAAUAGCUUCUUCGCCUGACGACAAAAAGUGCCAGGAACUGGCUAAGACUGAAAAGAAUCUGCAGACUUUGCAGACCAUGCUUUCUCGGAGCCAGAAUGAGCAGCUGUCUCCGUCGUCCCCGACCGCACACCUCCGUUUCCUCUCUUCCGCUUCCCGUUCCCCCAUCCACAAGCAGCACCAUCACAUGACCCCUAUGCGCCGUUGCACCUCCCCCGACAUGGUGGGGGAAAUUCCGCCUCCAUUGCCCAAGCGUAACCACCAUCCACGGCACCUAACCGAUACUAACCCGAAGCCACGCCCACCCAAUGGAGAAAUACCGCCUCCGCUGCCUCCGAGGGGGCGUGUUACGCCUUCUUCGACCACGCCCACCGAUCCGGACGCAGUCAACUCCAUCAGCAAGCAGAUGGCAUAUCCGCUGGUCGCCACUUGCGCCACGCUGAUCAACGAUGGUUUUCCCAACCCUACGCACCACCGCACCAAAUCCAGUCCAGAGUCGCUCCGUUCCGCCAUGACGUCAGCAAAGGCAAAUAAGCGGAAGAUGUCAGAGAGCCUUAACGACCUGACAUCUGCUCAGGAGGCGUGGGAGGCAACAGUAGGUGGGAUAGGACCGCCCCCUCCAAACGAAACUCCUCCGGGGACGCCGCCUCCCCCGUAUCCUAGCCCCACCCCGCAAGAGAGGAGGAAUAGAAACCUAGAGGAGGGUUUUGUCGAUAUGCCAGACAUGUCUGGUAUACGAGGCAGUGGUUCUGCUAGGAUUUUAGCAAAUAGCAUGCCUAUACACGCCGCUACACCUCAAACUAGCCAACAACCUAUUAUGAGCAUGGAGGAUGACGAAAUCUCUGAUCAGGAAGUCACUCAGCUGGAGGACCACGGCCAUUUCAAGUCUUUAUCAAAGCUUUGGGAGCAUCUACCGCAUUUAGCUGUGUUCACUAACUACAUUCUAUCGAAUUCGGAUCCGAACAGCUUACUGUUUUACCUUAUAACCGACCUCUACAAAGAGGGAAAUGCCAAAGAAAUGAGGAAGUGGGCCUUCGAGAUACAUUCUAGUUUUCUGGUGCCUGGAGCACCACUACGCCUGAGCAAUGUAGACGAAAACAUCCUACGAGAAAUCGAUGAAGUUCUGACCAACGAAUACGAUAAAGAAGAAAUAUUACGGAAGGUCUUCUGGAAAGCUCGCUUAAGGGCCAAAGAGGAUCUCACCAGGCUAUUAGUAGAUUUCCAGCAAAAAAGAACGGCUGGCCUAGGGACGAUUUUUGGCCCGCCCGAUCAAGUCCUUGCAGAAAUAUACAACGACAAAGUGAAAGAAAAGGAAUUGUACGAAAGUCUGUUUUUGGAAAAACUAGUGCCUUAUUUAGAUGAAGUAGAUAAAGAUAGUUACGAUUCGAAGAAAUAUUACACGGCAGCAGCGCUCACCACUGUGCUGACUAGGAUAUUCCAGGUUCAUCCUAUUAAUCUUACUUUGGAAAAGUGCCCGACGUUUGUUACGAAAGAGAAGUCUUUCAGGACCAAAUUCAUCGGAAAAUACCUGAAAAGGUCAAGUGUUUUAGGCCACCAGUUCAUAGCACAACAAUACUACACAGUAGUCUAUUGUACGAAUUGCCAUCAAAUUUUGUACGGGAUCCGGCCACAAGGAUACCAGUGUUCAGUCUGCCUCAUAAAUCUCCACCGACAUUGCGUGAAAUUGUUUGAGGACAGUUGUCCUGGGCCGAUCACGAAAAAGGACAGAGGCAUUAUGAAAUUGAUUGGGAUGCGUCACGACAGCAACGAACACAACCGGAUCAGGAAGAGCUCGCAGUUCUUACAGAUGGAAAGGGAAAGACGUCAGAUGGAGGAACAGCGGGAUAGCAGUUUCGAUCUUAGCGAAAGUGGUAUAAUUUUAAGUGAUAUCUCAACCAACAAAACCUGUUAACUCUUUGAGGUAUGGAAAUAUUGACUAAAAAAUGCUCUAGCGG